Candida tropicalis MYA-3404 is the source of this 2145-nucleotide messenger RNA. Its product is annotated as dopey family protein. The transcript has a single exon. Gene Ontology annotation, cellular component: trans-Golgi network; endosome. The coding region runs from base 1 to 2145 and encodes 714 amino acids. The record is from RefSeq and is a predicted model, not a curated record. Gene Ontology annotation, biological process: Golgi to endosome transport. Lineage: Eukaryota; Fungi; Ascomycota; Pichiomycetes; Serinales; Debaryomycetaceae.
AUGAAAGACUCGAAAUCUACGCCACAACGACAAUUGUCGUCCCAGGACAAGAAAUAUAUCCAACUGGUUGAAAAAGCACUUGCAUCAUUUGAAGCACUUGAAGAAUGGGCCGAUUAUAUUGCAUUCUUAUCCAGAUUACAGAAAUCCCUUCAAUUGAACAUAGGUACCUCAAUGGACUCAUAUUUUGUGCCUCAUGCGUCUCAAGUUGCCAAUAAAUUAUCGUUGUGUUUAUCACCAACAUUACCCAACGGGGUUCAUCAAAAAGCACUUAGUGUUUAUGAAUAUAUUUUGGAAAAGUUAUCAGCAACAGAUUUGAACAAGAAUAUAAAUAUCUGGUUACCUGGUUUGUUGCCCCUUUUUUCAUAUUCAUCGAUUCUGGUCAAACCGGUUCAAAUCAAAAUAUUUCAUGAUCAAAUAUUAUCGAAAUUGGCUCAGCCAACUUUGAGGAGUAUCUCCAAGCCAUUUAUUUUAUGUCUACUUUCAGGAUUGGAUGAUGAAAAUUCGGAGGUUUUCAAUGAUGUGCUCAGUUUGAUGGAUUUCUUUAAGUUAAAACUUGGUGAUGAUUCCCAUUUUUGGCAAAGCAUGUUUCUUUGCAUUAUUAGAAAUCCAGAGAGACGACUUGGUGCUUUGCAUUGGUGUAGUAGAAGACUCCCCCUGUUUAUCAAUUCCAAAGAUUCAAAGGGAAAUCCAAUUCUUUCUGAAGAAGCACAAUUGUGCUUGAAACCUGAACCUGGUUUGCUAGUCAGGGCAUUGGCAAUUUCUAUUGGCGAUUCAAAGUCUUUUGAUAUUGUUGUUGUUAGAGGGUUCUUUGAUUUACUCUUAUCGCAUGUUCCGUUGGAUAGUGAUGUUAUCACAAAUAAGAUAACCCCCAAGGACAAGGAAGAAUUGGUCAUGUCAUGUUGCAAAAUUACCUUGAGAAGAGACAUGAGUUUGAACAGAAGAUUGUGGACAUACUUCUUGGGACCAGAAGUUGAAGGUGAUCACAAAAAGACUAUAUCAAGGUCAGAAUAUUUCAAAAAUUUUGCCGAAUCAACACUAAUUUGUGGCUUAUUGAAAUUGGUCAAUUCAGAUAGUAUAGAGCUGCAAACCGAAGCUUUUAAAAUUUUGUUGCCUUUGAUUAUGGACAAGUGGGAAAUCAGUACUGUUUUGACACCAAGAUUGUUCUCCCCUUUCUUAAAAGUAGCGUACCAAAACCGUGAUAAGCGCGAUUUGAUGAACUCGGCACAGGCUUUGUUUGACGAAAUCGAAUCUGUUUAUAUUUGGAGUGAUAUUUUGCACCUUGUCAUUGAUGGUGACAAUAAUAAUUCUGAUGAGAAUUGUCUUGAUGUUCUUGAAUUCAUUUUGAAAGACUUUAAUGUUAAUGAAGAAGAAAUGUUAACAGUUCAUUUGCCAUUUACCGUUUUGUGUCUCCUUUCUAGCGCAACACUCGAUACCACCAAAUUAAAAGCAUUGCAAUUAUUGAUAAGUUUAGUUCCAGGACGGUUAUUUGAAGCCUUGGAGCCAGUAGACGACUUUUCGAAUGAUGGGGUUGUUAACAAGAUUAAAAGCUGGUACUCGUCUAGGAUCCACGAUGAAGAAACUGAUAUUCCUUUUUCAAAAGAGCAAACAGCCUAUUUGAUUAUCUAUUAUCUUCAGGAUGUUUAUCUUGAGACUUUAACUGAUACAAGAUAUUGCGUUCAAAUUGCCACCUUGUUGAGUCAAAUUAGAAACUAUUCGCCAAGACUGGAGGUACCACUGCCACAAGAUAUUGAACUUGUGGAGAGAAUAAUGAAAUUGCCGAAAAGUUCUAUACCAUAUGAUGAAACCGGUCUUUUGGUUGCAUUUGGAAUUUCAAAGUUGAUCAACUUUUUGUCUCCCACAUUGACCCAUGAAACAAAUGAAAGGGUAUUUAAAGUUAUAUUAGCAAAUUUAUGGACAGCGAUUCAUUCUUCUGAUCCUGCUAACUACCAAGUUGAAGCUGUGAGAGCUAUCUUUGAAUUAGAAGUAUGUUAUCCAAUUGACAAAAUUGAAGCAGGGUUAAUUGAAUUAUUUUUGGAAUUACCACAAGAUAGACGUGUUAUUGCCUUUGGGAAACAUUAUGGAUCCAUUCUACAUCAAUUGGGGAGAGCGACAAGAUUUUGGAACGACCACUUCAAAUUUUGUUAG